Messenger RNA from Pocillopora meandrina, 447 nucleotides. NCBI's taxonomy places the organism in Eukaryota, Metazoa, Cnidaria, Anthozoa, Scleractinia, Pocilloporidae. The record is from the annotation of a GenBank genome assembly.
AUGAAAAUCAUAUUCAGUAUUCUUUCUUGGGGGGGUAUACAAUUGUUUUACAACAUUUUGAGGAAUAGUGACCUCAAAAAAUGGGAUGAGAUUUUAAAGGCUGUGUUGUUCUUUUUGAUCCUAGUGAUUAUAAGUAUUGUUCUCCCGCUGUCUUAUGGAAUUCAGUUUGAUUUCCCUGACAUGUUCUUGUUCAGCUGUAUCUCAGCUUGUCCCCUUGCUAUCACAGGUAAAGUGUUGAUUCCGUUCUUUCGGACCACCCAUCGAUGUUGCACAUUUCAAACGUUAAUUUUCCGCUUUUUUCAAGUCUCCUAUAUUAUAGUCACGCUAGGGUGUAUGGGUACUGCGGUUUGGAUUUUUACUGCCAAGGCGACAACAGACAAGACGCUGACUGCUGAGAAAUCCCGUGAUCUGAACAAGAACUGCGCAGUCGUGAAUUUCUUUGACUAA